GAUGAAUUUAUUAAGGACACUGAUCCAAAAUCGAUUUCUAUGUAUCACAGAGAGUAACUGUGACGUGGACUAUUAAAAAUAGUUUCUUCGCCAUGUGCAAGUUAGAAAAAAAGUGGUGGAGGUUGUUUGGCUUUGGUUAAACCUAACCCUAAUGUGAUUUCGUCUUUCGUUAUAAGUUUUGUGCUGUGUGGUUUUUAAUUUCGCCCCAAUUAUGGAAUAUUCUGUUGGAAGUUUAGCCGAAUUAAUAUCGGGCAAAAAGUCCGCUAAGAAACUGAAACUGGUUAAGAAAACGGUAGAGCAAAAAUCCGAAAAAUCCGUCAAAGUCAAACAAAAACUUAGGGGAGAAAAACGGAAAUUGAAAAGUGGCAACGCGGACCCUUUGGAGGAUGAUGUUGAAAUCGACAAAAGUCCCAAAAAGAAGAAGAAGUUGAAUAAAAAAGUUGAAGGUGGUGGUGUCUUUCUAAGCUCCGUUGCCGAGGAAACAAAUGGCAAUGAAAAAAGUGCCAAACAGAGGAUAAAGAAGAAAGAGAAGCUAGACAAAACUAGUUCUCUAGCAUACAAUGAAAACACCAUUUUCAUAGGAAAUGUUCCGAUAGACGCAACAAAAAGUGAUAUUAAAAAGCAUUUUCGCAAAUACGGAACCAUCGAAACUGUUAGAAUUCGCGGAAUUCCCGUAGCCAAUCCCCAAACUCCAAAAAGGGUGGCGGCCAUUAAGAAAGAGUUUCAUCCUGAUAGAAAUACGGUUCAUGCAUACAUAAGGUUUAAUAAUAGCGAAGACGCAAAGAAAGCUGAAGUGGAGAAUGGUGCCCUAUUUAAAAAUCACCAUUUGAGGGUGCACUGUUGUGGAUCCAAGGCCGAACAUGACGAAUCCAAGGCAAUAUUCAUCGGAAACUUAAAUUUCGAUGCUGAAGAGGAAGAUUUGUGGACCCUGUUUAAAGUUUGUGGUCCCAUUUCUCACGUUCGGAUAGUAAGGGACGGCCGAACUGGCAUUGGCAAAGGCUUCGGUUAUGUUAACUUCAAAGAUGCAGACUCGGUACAGCUGGCACUCGAAAUGGAAAAUGUUUCCCUUAAAAACCGAGUGCUAAGAAUAUCACUUUGUGACAAUAACAGGGCAAAAAAGAAGAAGAAGCAUGCCAGGAAAGAUAAAAACGCCAAUCAAAAGCGAUUCAGUGUAAACCAAGAAAAUAAAAACGCCUCUCAAUCGUCCGACCAAAAUAAACCGUCCAAACUAAAAAAGAAAACCGGCAGCCCAAUAAUCCCCAAAAAAAUGCAAAAAAGUACCGGCGGUACCGUCAAUUUUAGUGGUACCAAAUUUGACGAACACAAGAAGAAAAAGAAGCCCAGCAGCGUUUUAUUGGAAAAGAAAAAAUUGGCGAGGAAGUUGACCCACAAAAAAGAGUUUUCAUAAGUAGACAAAAAAAAAACAAUAAAUUUAGCCGCUCACGAU
This is a messenger RNA of Cylas formicarius (sweet potato weevil), 1447 nucleotides long. Its product is annotated as RNA-binding protein 34. Gene Ontology annotation, molecular function: RNA binding. The transcript has 6 exons. Lineage: Eukaryota; Metazoa; Arthropoda; Insecta; Coleoptera; Brentidae. The record is from RefSeq and is a predicted model, not a curated record. The coding region runs from base 212 to 1408 and encodes 398 amino acids.